Molecule: messenger RNA, 993 nt
Organism: Dichomitus squalens LYAD-421 SS1
Lineage: Eukaryota; Fungi; Basidiomycota; Agaricomycetes; Polyporales; Polyporaceae
Exons: 2
Coding region: 1-993 (330 amino acids)
Source: RefSeq, a predicted model, not a curated record
AUGCUGACAUCCCCCAACACGAAAAAGGUUCGCCUGCAGGCCAACGCUAGUCCUUGCCUGCAGUGUGCAUGGGCGGGAGUGGCGGACGAAUGCCGCUACAAGCACAAGACUCAGAGCUGCGAGCGCUGCCUCGAUUUGAAGAACGUCCUCCAGUGCAGCGGGGUCAAAGGCCUCUACGCAGAUCGUCCCGAUCUUGACAUGCCUACGCUGGUGCGCGACAUCUACCAGUCCAUGGGGCAUUACAACACGAGCCUCAAGAGCGUCGACAAACGCCUCCAGGCCAUCGAGAAAGCCCUCUUCACCACCGACGCCUCCCCAGAUGCGGAGGGGAGUGCAGCCGAAGAAGACGAAUUGGAGGGGGAAGGCGGCGAUCACGACGGCGACGAGGUGCCAGAGGACGCAUCGGGUUCCCAGGGCGAGGAGGUCGUGGAGAUCGAGGAGGCGCAGGAGGUCGAGGAGGAUGAGGAGGUCGAGGAGGCGCAGGAGGACGAGGAGGACGAGGAGGCGCAGGAGGAUCAGGAGGACGAGGAGGUGAAGGAGGAUCAGGAGGACGAGGAGGAUGAGGAGGAUGAGGAGGAUGAGGAGGAUGAGGAGUUCCAGCCCUCCUCGGACGAGAAGGACAUCACAACCCGUAUCGACCAUCGGUACCUUGGCAAGAUGAUCGCGUCGAACAUGUGGAGCAAGGUUGGGAUCAGUGCGGGGAAGAAGGUCGCUGAUAAGAAGGUCGCUGAGAAGAAGGCAGUCCAGCCUGCCAAGAAGGUGGUGAAGAAGACCCCCACCCCGAAAAACGCCAACAUCAAGAGCGUAGGCACAGUAGCGGUCGUCAUCAACCCCAAGGCCAAACCCGUGGACACCAAGGGUAAGGCCAAGGCCAACGACGUCAAGGUGAAGGCCGCAGAUGUCAAGGGGAAGGGGAAGGCACUCCCUGCGGGUUCCUCCACGGACAGGCUUAAGAAGCGUAAACCGGUACGGCUCCUUCAUCUGCUAGCGUGA